AUGGAUGCAGAGAACGAGAACGACGAGCGAGAUCGUCGUCCUCGUUGGCUAAUUGCUGAUACGGGUACACGGAGGGACCGUCGCCGUCGCCGUCGCCGUCGCCGCAGCAGCCGCCGUACACGGGCUUCGGCUUGUUCUCUCGCCCAGCGCAGCCGAUCGCCAUGUGCAAGCCACAGCUGCAGUAGCAGCAGCUCCUUUGCUGAUGCUGUCGCCGCUAAACACGUUGAGAAGCGGAUCUCGCAAGUGGCUAAUCGAGCUGGAACAUACAGGCUUACUCCCGAAACACUACGCUUAUGA
Necator americanus (New World hookworm) is the source of this 297-nucleotide messenger RNA. RefSeq lists its product as uncharacterized. Lineage: Eukaryota; Metazoa; Nematoda; Chromadorea; Rhabditida; Ancylostomatidae. Bases 1 to 297 code for a protein of 98 amino acids. The record is from RefSeq and is a predicted model, not a curated record. The transcript has a single exon.